AUGAGCGGCGAGAUCGACGCCGUCUACAUAUAUGACGAGCAGAACUGCCCUCUCGUCGAGCAUGUAUACCGAGCCCGGCCGCCCUCCGCUGCCGCGAUCCUGCCCCUCUAUCUUGCUCACGCCGCUCCACGCCCUUCCUUGCUAUACUUUCCAAGCACCAAUCCGCCAGUGACUGUUUUCUCAAUUGUUCAGUCUAAUUUACUUUUCCUUGCGGUGACAGAGGUGGAUACGGAGCCGUUGUUGGUGCUGGAGUUUCUGCAUCGUGUGGUCGACGCACUCGAGGACUUCGUCGGGGCUCCGUUACUCUCUACCAAGAUACAGGCCAACUAUGCCGUCGUUGCGCAAAUACUACAUGAGAUGUGUGAUGGUGGGGUGGUAUGCAACACAGAGCCGAAUGCCUUGCAAGAGGUAGUCGAAGUACCGGGGUGGAUGGGUAAACUUCUUAGCGGAAUCAACGUACCAGGAGCGUUGAGCCAGUCAACGAACCCUUUGAAACAGUCAUUAGCUGCAUCUAGUGCGGCCCAGGGCCCUGCAAUUCCAUGGCGCAGGCCUGGGGUACGGCAUACCUCAAACGAGCUCUACGUUGACAUCAUUGAAUCUCUUUCGGUGACAAUGGCUCCUUCAGGAAGGCUACUUUCGGCCCUUGUUUCAGGAACUAUCGCCUUGACGGCCAAUAUCUCCGGAGUACCGGAUUUGCUUUUAUCUUUAACAGCGCCAGGUGGCCAGCAAGCGAUUGCUCAAAAGUUGGAUCUUCCUGUUUUCCACCCCUGCGUUAGGCUAUCUCGAUGGCGUGAGAAGCCCGGAGAACUCAGCUUUGUGCCCCCAGAUGGACAAUUCAUCUUGGCUGGUUACGAGGUUGACCUUCUUCCGAUAGAUCCUAACCUUGACGAGCCUCCUAGCCAUAUGGAGAAGCUUUUUCUCCCUGCCAUAGUCGAUAUUCGCAAAUCCUUGGGACCGAAUGGAUCGGAUUUCGAAGUUCGGUUGACCUUGAAUACGAACUUCCCCGGACAUAAUUCAUCCCGUCCAUCACAUCCCCGGAAUGGCUCGGGCACGUCAACCCCGUCCUUCCUUGGGGGAAGCAGCAAUUCUACUGGACCCGUCCUAGAAGAAGUUGUAGUCACAGUCCCUGUUCCGAAGUCCGUUCGGCACAUCACAGACAUACAAGCCAGCCGCGGCGACGCCCAGUACUCCCAUAGCACCGGGCUUCUUGAAUGGAAGGUGCCAACAGGCAAAGACGCAGGAACCGUUACAGGAACCGCGACUCUCCGCUGCUCAGUGGCGGGCUACCCAACACAAGACGAUGACUUCGAAAGCCUCGAGGACGCAGAAGAGGACGCUAACGCCAACUUGCUCCAAGGCUACUACGAAGCUCCCACCUCCUACCACGACCCCUCUGCCCCCAGCACGCGAAAGAUACGAGACCCCAACAAGAAGAAGAAAAAGAAGAAGAAGUCAACCAAGAAGUCCUCUCGCACUGCUGCCCUGCUCGACGAGACAGCCGAUGGCGGCUCAGCAGAGGGGCCCUCAGGAGACUCAAAAGCAUCUGCCACUCCUUCCCCUGCCCAUUCGAAACCUCAUACCCCGACUCCCCCCUCGCAACCUCAGACCGUCUCCCAGGACCCAUCCCCGCUGCCCACUUUCUUUGCCUCCUCAUCCGCGUCUCGCCCUGUGCCUCGCAAGAGCAAGGCCCAGCUCAAUGCUAGUCUGAUGCCGAAUUCGGCAUCAGUCUCCUUUUCUGUGCGCGGGUGGCUACCAUCUGGUAUUAAGGUAGAUAGCCUUAAUAUCGACCAGCGCCGUAGUCGUGGUCUCGGCGACGGUGUCAAGCCUUACAAGGGCGUGAAGUAUCUGUGCGUUAGCAGGCGUGGCGUAGAGCGACGCUGCUGA
Messenger RNA from Penicillium chermesinum, 1884 nucleotides. Its product is annotated as putative AP-3 adaptor complex subunit mu. Bases 1 to 1884 code for a protein of 627 amino acids. Lineage: Eukaryota; Fungi; Ascomycota; Eurotiomycetes; Eurotiales; Aspergillaceae. The record is from RefSeq and is a predicted model, not a curated record. Gene Ontology annotation, biological process: endocytosis; intracellular protein transport. Gene Ontology annotation, cellular component: clathrin adaptor complex; cytoplasmic vesicle. The transcript has 3 exons.